AUGCUGAGGACACAGCUCGCGGCUUCAAGGAUCACUUCCCGCCGACUCUACAGCUCUAGAGCGGCUCAAUCGUUACAUCACACCAGUACACGGACUUUGGUCAGGAACGCCUCCCGCAAUGCACAGUCAACGCUCUUUCAGACGGCUAAAGGUUGCUGGGUUGUCCGCAGAGGGUAUGCAGAGGGCGUGUAUUCGCGUGCCAAACCCCAUCUGAAUAUCGGCACCAUUGGUCACGUCGACCACGGCAAGACUACCUUGACGGCUGCCAUCACCAAGGUGCUCGCGGCGCGUGGUGGGGCUCAGUUUACCGACUACGCGCAAAUCGAUAAGGCUCCAGAAGAGAAAGCUCGUGGUAUCACCAUCAACUCGUCUCACAUAGAGUACGAGAGCGAUAAACGACACUAUGGCCAUAUUGACUGUCCUGGUCAUGCUGACUAUAUUAAAAAUAUGAUCACUGGGGCCGCCCAGAUGGACGGGGCCAUCAUUGUGGUUUCUGCAACUGACGGUCAGAUGCCUCAGACACGGGAGCAUCUUUUGUUGGCUCGUCAAGUCGGAGUCAAGAAGCUGGUAGUAUUUAUCAACAAAGUUGAUCAGAUCUCUGACCCCGAAAUGCUGGAGCUCGUCGAUAUGGAAAUGCGUGAUCUCUUGACAACCUACAAUUUUGACGGAGAGAAUACUCCUAUUAUUAUGGGCUCUGCUCUCGCAGCUUUGGAAGGACGAGACAAGGAGACUGGCGCGGACAAGGUCCUGGAGUUGAUUAAAGCCUGUGAUGAGUGGCUCGAGAUCCCUCCACGUGACCUCGAGAAGCCUUUCCUUCUGCCGAUAGAGGAUGUUUUCUCCAUUGCUGGUCGUGGUACAGUGGCUACAGGUCGAGUCGAGCGCGGUAUUUGUCACAAGGGUGAUGAAGUCGAGAUUGUUGGAUUGGGCGAUCACUUUAAGACAACAUUGACUGGCAUCGAGUCAUUCCACAAGGAGCUCGACCGGGGCGAAGCAGGUGACAACAUGGGCGCGUUGCUCCGUGGAAUCAAGCGUGAGCAGAUCAAGCGCGGCCAGGUUAUCGUUGCCCCAAAUUCCAUCAAGUCCGUGAAGAAAUUCCAGUCUCAGAUCUAUGUAUUGACAAAGGAUGAAGGCGGACGUUAUACCCCGUUCAUGGAGAACUACCGGCCCCAGUUGUUCUUGCGAACAGCUGAUGUCAACAUAGGCCUCCACUGGCCUGAGGGUACAGCUGAUGCGGCCGAGAAAAUGGUUAUGCCUGGUGAUAAUGUCGAAAUGGUCUGUCAACUGGUGCACGAUGUCGCGGCUGAGGUUGGGACUCGUUUCACGCUUCGUGAGGGCGGCAAGACGAUCGGCACCGGUAUUGUCACGAAGGUCCUCGAGUAUGCUUGA
Molecule: messenger RNA, 1386 nt
Organism: Sparassis crispa
Lineage: Eukaryota; Fungi; Basidiomycota; Agaricomycetes; Polyporales; Sparassidaceae
Product: Elongation factor Tu, mitochondrial
Exons: 15
Coding region: 1-1386 (461 amino acids)
Biological process (GO): mitochondrial translational elongation
Cellular component (GO): mitochondrion
Molecular function (GO): GTP binding; translation elongation factor activity; GTPase activity
Source: RefSeq, a predicted model, not a curated record